Messenger RNA from Prionailurus viverrinus (fishing cat), 3127 nucleotides. RefSeq names its product autophagy related 4B cysteine peptidase (gene ATG4B). The transcript is spliced from 13 exons. NCBI's taxonomy places the organism in Eukaryota, Metazoa, Chordata, Mammalia, Carnivora, Felidae. The coding region runs from base 16 to 1722 and encodes 568 amino acids. The record is from RefSeq and is a predicted model, not a curated record. Gene Ontology annotation, molecular function: protein-phosphatidylethanolamide deconjugating activity.
CUCCCGUACGGCAAGAUGGCGGCGCGCGCCCGGCCGCCCGGCCGCCCGGCCCCCAGGCCGGGCCUCGGCGUGCCAGGGUUCCCCAGCACCAGGCGGGGCGCAGCCCGAGGCUCCAGGCGUCGAGGGUGGGCGGGGGCGCCCCGGGCCGGUGGCCCCGUACGGCAGCAUGGCGCGCCGGCCGGUCCGUACGGCAAGAUGGCCGCGCCGGCGGCCCGGGCGCACGGCGGGCUGACGCGCCCCCCCACCCCGGGGUCCCGCCGCCCGCCCGCGUCUGCUUCCGCCAGCCCAACGGGUCGCUGCCGAGGUCCCCGGAGCGAACGGCGCAGGCCGCCAGGGAGCCGAGCGCGCGGGCCCAGCCCUCGGCUUUGGGCCCCGCCGUACGCCAAGAUGGCGGACGUGCAAUUCCACCCUCACUUCCGGCCCCGCCCGCUCCCGCUAGGCCCGGAUUGGCCCCGGCAGCGGCCCGUCGCGUCGCGCUGCGGAACCGUCGGAGCGACGCCGCUCUCAGUCGGCGGCCGGAGAGGGAAGAUGGACGCAGCUACUCUGACCUACGACACUCUUCGAUUUGCCGAAUUUGAAGAUUUCCCGGAGACCUCAGAGCCUGUGUGGAUACUGGGUAGAAAAUACAGCAUUUCCACAGGUAUCAGCCAUGAAAAGGAUGAGAUCUUGUCCGACGUGGCGUCCAGACUUUGGUUUACAUACAGGAAAAACUUCCCAGCCAUUGGGGGGACCGGCCCCACCUCGGACACAGGCUGGGGCUGUAUGCUGCGGUGUGGACAGAUGAUCUUUGCCCAGGCCCUGGUGUGCCGGCAUUUAGGCCGAGAUUGGCGGUGGACGCAGCGGAAGAGGCAGCCGGACGGCUACUUCAGCGUGCUCAACGCGUUCAUCGACAGAAAGGACAGUUACUACUCCAUUCACCAGAUAGCACAAAUGGGAGUCGGCGAGGGCAAGUCCAUCGGCCAGUGGUACGGGCCCAACACGGUCGCCCAGGUGCUCAAGAAGCUUGCUGUCUUCGACACGUGGAGCGCCUUGGCAGUCCACGUAGCGAUGGACAACACGGUGGUGAUGGAGGACAUCAGAAGGUUGUGCAGGGGCGGUCUUCCGUGCGCGGGGGCCGCCGCGCUUCCUGCGGAUCCCGGCCGGCACUGUAACGGCUUCCCCGCGGGAGCCGAGGUCAGCAACAGGCUGGCACCGUGGAGACCCCUGGUGCUUCUCAUCCCCCUGCGCCUGGGGCUCACGGACAUCAACGAGGCCUACGUGGAGACUCUGAAGCACUGCUUCAUGAUGCCCCAGUCCCUGGGCGUGAUCGGAGGCAAGCCCAACAGCGCCCAUUACUUCAUCGGCUACGUCGGCGAGGAGCUCAUCUACCUGGACCCGCACACGACGCAGCCCGCGGUGGAGUUUGCGGACAGCUGCUUCAUCCCGGACGAGAGCUUCCACUGCCAGCACCCUCCGAGCAGGAUGGGCGUCAGGGAGCUCGACCCGUCCAUUGCCGUGGGGUUUUUCUGUCAGACCGAGGAGGACUUUGACGACUGGUGCCAGCGCGUCAGAAAGCUGUCGCUGCUCGGGGGCGCCCUGCCCAUGUUCGAGCUUGUGGAACAGCAGCCUUCCCACCUGGCCUGCCCCGACGUCCUGAACCUGUCCUUAGAUUCUUCUGACGUAGAGCGACUGGAAAGAUUCUUUGACUCAGAAGAUGAAGACUUUGAAAUCCUGUCUCUUUGAAAAUCCCGGAGCUGCGGGACGGUUUCCACUGGCCCUCACUGGGGGCACCUUCGAGAGCCCAGACCCACCCUGGGGCGCUUGGUGCCGCCGCAUUUCAUCCAUCCAGCCUGCCCGUCCGCUGAGCGCCCGCGCCCCGUGCCGCCUCUGCCCUCACACGGAGCCCCCCCGUGAGCCCUGCUGCUGCUCCGGCCCAGAGGGUCUGUCUGGGCGACAAGGCGCAAGCCAGGAGCCACCGAGGGAAGCCCAGCGCGGCCGGGCCGGGAGCCCCCGAGAGCAGGGCCCGUCACACUCGCGAGAGCUCUCCCUGCCACACUGCCGGCCCCGCGCUGGUGCGUCGCCUCUGCCUUGCUUCCUCCUGGGCGCUCGGUUCUGGGUUUGCUUUGGAAUUAAAAUCCUGUUUGAAGUCACAAGGACGUGAAUUUCUGUCCUGUCCGCCUCGGAAGACCUGCAGGGCAGGCGUGUGCGGCGGGACGCCUGUGGACUCAGCCUCGGCCCCUGCCUGCUCCGCGGCCUCCGCCCUGCCACCGUGCUUUCUCAAGGGCUACCUCGGGGGGAAACCGGGCCGGAAGAGUCAACGGCAAGGCUUCUCCUUGAUUUGGGAGGAAAAGUAGCAGAGUGGUGGGGCGUGGUGGAAAUCCAAAGAUGUCACCGUGCAUGUGACUCGCUAGGACAGGGACACGCCUCGGAGCUGCAGGUCACGCCCGAGUGGGGCGUGCCUUCCUCACGUCUCCUCUGUGGGUCCUGGCGUCGAAGACACCCCCCCCUCCCCCCGCCAUGCUGCUGCUUUCCCGUCGCCGGCUUCCCCUGGGUCGGAUCUGGGUCGGGGGGUGGGGAGAGGGCUGCCCUGGGGCCCCCAGGCCCUUCCUCCGGCUCCCUGUCCUUCUCGGGGUUGCCUCGUGGUGAGGUUUUAGGUGGUUUGGGGCCAGAGGGUAAAGCCUAAGGCUUGAUGGUGCGAGACUGGCGCCCCAUCCUUCUGCACCAGUUGGAGACGUCUCCAGACCCUUCUCGGCUCUAACGUCAGCACCUGUAGCCUUCAGCCCCCAUGUUCCGGGCUCAGACUGCGCCGGGCCCGCCGGGGCUUGCCAGGACGUGUCGCCAGGGCUCCGUGUCCCUGCUCGUGUGGGCCGUCUGUCCUGCACCCCAUCCGUGAGGUAGAGCCUGGGGAGCCGGGAGGGCUGGCUGCAACCCUCUGGACCACACAUGUGCCGCCGCUGCCGCGGGCUGGGGGCGCGGGGCGCUGCCGCAGCCCUGCCAUCGGUACGAACCGGGGGCGCGGGCGAUGGCCUGACCCACGGGGAGCUUUGUUUUGUGUGUUUUGAAAAAGGCUUACUGAAGAAAAUGUUCAUUCCUCGUAGCGUAGUUUGCAAUUCUUAAUGGCAAAUAAUAACCGUUUCAGUAGAAAACA